Vanessa atalanta (red admiral) is the source of this 2380-nucleotide messenger RNA. RefSeq names its product gremlin-1-like. The transcript is spliced from 2 exons. Gene Ontology annotation, molecular function: receptor ligand activity; BMP binding. The record is from RefSeq and is a predicted model, not a curated record. Bases 76 to 768 code for a protein of 230 amino acids. NCBI's taxonomy places the organism in Eukaryota, Metazoa, Arthropoda, Insecta, Lepidoptera, Nymphalidae. Gene Ontology annotation, biological process: animal organ morphogenesis.
GCCGGCCCUGCGCACACGCAUAGCGCGUUGCUCGCGAGUCGCGGACCAUUAGUACACCGACGCACUGCCUACGACAUGUUGCCUCUCAUCUCUCGUUACAACAUGGAGAGCUUUUCGAAAUCGUGCGUCUGGCUUGUUGCAGCGGCGCUCUUGGCCGCUAGCGGUGUGAGUGCUGGCGUCGGAAGCAAAAGGCCUUUUACGCCGACCGAUUCCAUCUUGGAUAUUAUCGACACUGAGCAAGUCGAAAGAAUACUCGCGGCGCGAAGGCGAACAGAAGAGGCGACGGCUUCGUCAACGUCGUACGUUCAGAGAAAUGAGCUCGGUGAAGGUAGUUCCGAGACAAUGGUCGUGUCCGCACCAGAGCAGGAGGAUGUGACCGAAAUACCUAAAGGAGCGGCGUUUCGAAACAUACUUAAGUCUUCGAAAAAUGCAUUACUCGUCACUAAAAAAGAAUAUCUGAAAGAAGAUUGGUGCAAAACCGAACAGUUAGUUCAAAAAAUUCGGGAGCCCGGAUGUUUACAGGCGACAGUGAUUAACAAUUUUUGUUAUGGACAGUGCAACUCGUUUUAUAUUCCGAAAGGACCGCGGCGUCGUGAAGGCAAUGACGAGCGGCCUCCACCUGCGUUCAAAUCGUGCUCGUUUUGUAAGCCAAAAAAGUUCACCUGGAUCACUGUUACGCUCCGCUGCCCUGGACAGAAUCCCCCCUUUAGACGCAAGCGCCUACAAAAAGUGAAACAGUGCAAGUGUCUUCCGGUGGGUGUUAACUGAUGUUGACUCGUGACAGACCCUCCUCACAGAGGCGGACAAUACGUCCAGCUCGAUCCGAGUCGCAUCUGAGGCAUGUGCUGACCAAGCAAGAGGUUGGAAUGGGAGAGAAUUAAUAAAAGCAAUAAAUGUGACGUGAGCGGGCUCGUAAUGACAUUGUUACCUGAUGUUUUGAUUAGUGAUUAUCACUCGCACAUUGGGGCAAGUAUGGAGCGGACUGUUAAACAUAUUCGGAACGCGUGCUCUCAUACGUCAAUAGAUAUGACGUCAUGCGAUGCAGAUAUAUAACGUCUAAUAACUUUGUAAUAGAGCGGCUUCGACUGCAAGUCGUGAAGCAAGAGCUUUAAUUGUCUGUAGUGUGUCUGAUUAGUUGGCCGCUGUUAGAAAACUGUCGACUGGUGACCUUGCUAUCGUUUCAAAAGUAUUUAGUUCAAACGUAUCCACGGAAAAAUCUCGGAAUAACGCGUUAUUAUUUGAAAAUCUAGUGCUAUUCUGUUAUUAACAUCAGACUCAACGUUUCUGAACGUUUCGUACGGAAUAAAUGUGAUAUUAGUUGUAGGCAAGUCUCUAGUUGUUACGUAUUAAACGAACGCGAGAAACAGUUUCAUGUUAUUUAUUAUAACUAUUUAAUAAUAUCAUUAUAUCAUAGUUGAUACCAAAAUACGCUUAUAUUGUAUAUAAUCUAAUGAUAAGUAUUAUUUCAUCGUGAUACAAUAAGAACGAGAUACUAAUAUGAACAAUUGACAGAGCAAAUGUAAUUUGUCAGACUUAAAGUUAAUUCAAAUGUUAUGAUCUCUAUUUGCUCUCCAGUCGUAUUUUGUUUAUAAAUAACAAUUUACAUAAUAUAUUGUCUUGUGUUAUGUUUGACAAGUGUAAAAUAUAUCUCGCGAGAGAUAUCAUUAAGCAAACAACGCCCGUGCAUACUCACCUCCAUUGCCCUCUUUUGAAACGCACGAGAAUUCGAACUCGUGUUCGAAUUUUUUUUUUUUCUUUCUUUUUAUAUUACAUAUGAAAUCAAAGAUUUUUGUUUUUUUUUGUAUAAAAUUUGAAUAAUUAUUGAUAAUAUCAUAUACAUAAAUCAGAUAACUUACUCUAUUACCAGUAGUAUUAAAACUAUUUGUACUUAGAUAUAACAAAUAUUUCAAUCCACUACUUUUAGUCAGGGCGAAGAUAGCGCAAGACCGAACUGAAAAAAGACUAUAAAAAUCAUUAAAUAUUGAUAGAUAUGCACAUGAAAACACAUAAGAUUAGACGUAAUAAAGAUAAAUAUAAUCGGACUAUGAACUUAACAAAUAAAAUAGAACGUUUCUUUAAAAAAUAAUAAUGACGUAAUAAGCAAAUUGUCUAAACUUAACCGUAGGCGUCGUAUUAAGUAUCUUAGGUAAGUCUUAUAGUGUGUUUUGCCUUUAGAAAACGUUCAGAUUACUGUUGUGUAGUAGAUUGUAACAAUAUUAUGAAUGUAGGAUCUUGCUAUAAUAUCAACCUACUUUGAUUCAACCUUGUAGAGGUAAAUAUGUUUUCGUUCACGAACUUACAUGUAAUUGAGUGUAAACGGUCCUCUUAGAUCUGCUAAUGAUAAAAUAAAAUUACAUAUGUCAACAUUUACUGUAAAAAA